UCCUCUUCGGGCGAAGUUAGUCGUGAUCCAGUGGGCUGACCGAACGCGCGGCUCACCUCAACUUCCCAAGGAGUAAGCGAGUCAGUGUGCGAGCGGGAAAUAAUCAUAAACCGUAAGGAACCUACCGUGCUAUUCAAUCAUGGCGCAUCGUUAACAGACUGAUGGGGAUGACGUUUGACUUUUGCAUACAAAUAUUUUGGACUCUUACUUUUGAUUUCACUGAAUAAGAAAAAUCGCAUAGGCUGAUGCAGUUACAAAGGGUUUGGACGUGAUGAGUCCUUAAUGGAUAUGUAUGGCAAGAGUAUUAUCAACAUUCUUCUAGGACAAAUAUAUUGUGACCCUUUACAGACCAGCUCUGCAAGAAAUGGGAGAGACUGUGGCAAGGAAAAAAGGGAGUCGUAGCAACUAAAAAACCGAGUUGAGUUUCAUUUCUCUGUUCAAAGUUUCACGGCUGAUAAAAGAUGAAGACUAGUAUCAUUAUAUAGACUUAUCCGAGAACCAAGAAUAAAUUCGUAAUCACUCUUAUGAAUAUUUCCCAGCAUCGCUUCCCCAAAGAAUCUAUAUUUGAAAUAAACGUUCUUGAUCCGUGAGACCUCGCCUAAUGGGUCACGUCACAAUCCAUUAAAUGUUGAACUGACAAGCCGUGAGGAAGAUGAAUAAAAGAAAAAAGAACAAAAGUGGACUCAAAAACACUCGAAUUAAAAUGAGAGCGUGAAGUUUACCUAUUUCUUAAAGUUUUUAAUAGUAUGCAUUGAACAAACAGCAAAUUUUUUAUUUGAAAAUAGCACUAAGACCUAUAUCCGUGUUCAUUGAUUGGUGGUUACUUUGCUGCAAAGAGACUAAGAAUCUUUUCAGGGUUGCGUCAUAACAUUUUUGUGAACUAUGUAAAAUCCGGUGACAUCAGAAAGUUAACGUUCCAUGUUACAUGAAAAUAUUCAGCUGUCACAUUUACAGGACUACUAUAUCUUGUCGAGAUCCAUCUUAAUAAUAACGGUGCCUGGAUUAUCUUUUAGCGGUGCAAAUAUAUAUCUCCUAAAAACUCGUAAUAAAUAUAACUGAGAAAACCAUAUGUUCUAGCAGCUGACAACCACUUUUCACAUGCAAGUAUACACAGAAAGCAGUGAAACUGGCUCAUAAAACCAAAAACCUCACAGUUCUACCUGGCGAAACUUAUUUCCCACAGACAAGGGCCAGUUAAACUUUCAACUGUCCAGUGCAAGAAAAGUUUUCCAAACUCUAGCAACCGAAAACCAGUUUUGACACGAAAAAAAAAAAGGAGGCGGAACAGUAAACAGAAGUUAGUCAACACCAGACCAUGGACGACCUUCUUUAUCUAAGGCCAACCAUGGUGGCGGCAACCAUGACUCAAGAAGGAGAAGAAGCCAUCGUUCCCUCCUUGGCCCCGUUCUUCACGACCCCAUUCCCAGAAGGAAACCUGAGCACCCAAGCUAUAGCCAACGUGUCCUGCGUCCAACAAGUAGAUGUAUCGGACUUCAACUACCCCUUCAGAUGGGACACAUGGAACACCAUCACAUGGAAGGAGGUCCUGAAGAUCAUGGCUUAUGCAGUGAUCUUCUUGGUCUCUCUCUUCGGGAACUUCCUGGUGAUCCUGGUGGUGCACUACAACGCACACAUGCGCACUUCCACCAACCAGUACCUGGUCAACCUGGCAGCGGCUGAUCUCCUGGUGACCCUGGUGUGCAUGUGGAUCCACAUCGUUCGUCACCUCUCGUACCCCAACUACAUCCUGCCAGAACUCGUGUGCAGACUGGAUGGCUUCGUGCAAGCAAUCGCGCUGACGGCGAGCGUGCUGACGCUGACAGUCAUCAGCGUCGGGAGAUUCGUGGCGGUGAUGUUUCCCUUGCACGCGCGCACCUCCCCCGACAGGGCGCACCGGGUCAUCGCAGCCGUGUGGAUCACGUCGGCGCUCCUGGCCUUCCCGACGCUCCUCUACCGGCAACGUUACAGUCUCAAGUGGAAGAACUACACGUCAUGGCACUGCGACGAGAUCUGGCCCUCGAAGGCUAAGUUCGACCCCACCGUGGGCUAUUGCGUCAUUGUUUACGACCCCAAGACCCUCUUCUACACGGCCUUCACCAUAGCGCUGUAUUUCCUACCUGUCCUGAUCAUGUUAAUCAACUACAGCCUUGUGGUCUGGCGGAUGUGGAUGACGCAGCUGCCGGGGGAGCACUGCGCCCCAGCCCUCAACACAGCGACGAGGGCGAAGAAGAAGGUCGUCAAAAUGGUCUCCGUCGUGCUCCUCGUCUUCGUGCUGUGCUGGACGCCUCUGCAGAGUCUCAUCCUCUACAAUAAUUUCGUGCACGUACGGCAUAAUGAGUUGCCGAGCUGGUUCGCUUCGAUGGAGUUCGCAGCCUACUUCAUAGCCUACUCGAACUCGGCCGUCAACCCCAUCAUCUACUGCGGCUUCAACGCCAGCUUCCGGCAGGGUUUCGUCGCUCUGCUGACGUGUCGCCAGUCGUCGUCAGUAAGAAUAUACAAUCCCCGUUCGACCCUGAAGUCGACGCUGCCUCCCGAGAGAAUGGAAGCGAAUUCAGCAGGGAACUGGAGAGCGACUACAGCUGCAACCAGAGAGACGACCGUCGCUUGCUCUGGCCCGGAGCCCGCCAUCUUGCUAGAAUUCAACUCCAUUAAAAAGACCAGAUAUGGGCAGAAAUGUGGACGGUCUCUUGUGACGAAUGACGUUCAAAAUAGCCUUAGUGACUCUGGAUCUGAUUCUGGAUGUAAGAGGUCGACACAGUGCGAGACGCUGAACGAGAGCCAGACGAGCAGCGGCACCGUCUACAACAGCCCGAGUCACAACUGCCACCAGCCCAAAGAGAGCACGUCUGCCGCGACGCAACCCGGCAGGGCGGCACUCCGAGGCCUUCCCUUGAGAGGCUUCGGCAGGAAGUUCCCGAGAGCCCCCCUGCCGACUCUCGGCCGCAUGGGCUUCUCUGGAUGUUGCGGCGGCAAGAGGAACAGCAAGAUGAAGCAAAACCUCGUCAUCUCCGGCGAGAGGCAAAUCCAAGCCUUGACCGAAGUGAGAGAUAACAUCAAUAACGACACGAAGGAAGAUAUGCUAUAAAUGGACCGACGGCGCUGGGGAGAUCUUCCAUAAUAAUAAUAAUAGUACUAACUGACCUGGCAACUACCGCCAGGGCACUUUCCUAGGAGCAACCACUUGAAAUAGGGUGUGGAAAUACCGUAGAAUAUCCGAACGUACUCUUAGGAUACUGAGCUUUCAAGUUUACGUAAUGAAUAAAACGUUGUUCCCUACAUACAAAGAAAGAAAAUUAAGUAAUACAACCACUGAAUGGCCACAAUUACGAUAAGAUGUAAAAUGAAAAAAUGUGGAAAGUAAACUAUGUAAAAGAAUAUUCCAUUUUCUCACUGACUACUUAAAUGCACGAGAGGCGGACGACUUACCAGCGGCUGUUUGGGGUAAGAAACUAUUGAUCAAGGAUUGAUCGACUGCAGCCUACCUGGCGUCUCAACUACCAGGGUCCCUGGCGCCGCAUUCAUUAAAGAACAAAGUCCAGAGAACGGUUUUGUUUGCAGCCUUCAUACAAAUCUGAGUGGAUGGUUGGUAUACAGGCUUUGAAAUGAAAUGCGUAAGAUGGUUAGAAGUAAAAAAGAAAAUUUAGGAUAAGUGGAUGGUUAAAAAGACCCUUUGAAUCAAGUUCAGUGGUUUUUGGCGAGUAGCCUUUAGACAGUGCAAAGAAAACAAUUAGAAAAGGGGCUUUAAAGGCAAUUACAGUGAAAAGUUCAUAUAGGCAGCCUUUACAAGAAAGUCAAGGACACAGUUGGCAGGCAAGCUUUAAAAAACUUAGUUGAAUUGGUACACAAGCCUUAGUAAAUUGACGUGGUUGGUCAGUAAGCACCCUUAAAAAGUUCACUGGACGGCUGGUAUACAGCAUUUGACCAAUAUUUAGCUGAUGAUUGACAAACAGGAUUUAAAACGAAAUCAACUUGAUGGUUUGAUAAGUGACAUUCAAAUUUAUUUUUUUUCUUAAGGCUGCCGCCAAAAGAGGUCAUUUUUAUCCUCUGCCUUUAAUUUUGAAAUUUCUCAAAAUGCGUCCCUCAUUAGACAGGGGAACUCUCAAAUUUGAAUUGUCAAGUGAGUAGUAGAUAUUCGAGUAAUUCCUGCUUUUUUAAUAGAUGUUUCUUGCGAUUUGUGACGAGCGGCUUGAGAGAGAGACCCGGCAACUCAAUCAUUUAAGUCUCUCCUCCUUCUGGAAUCAGGCACAUUCCUUAAGCUCUCCACCAUCGUCACCACUUUUCCCGAAUGAAAAUGAUGGAAUCACGAGAACAAAAUCGUUUCGGGAAGUGCAAUAGGUCACAUGAAAAGGGCCUUGCUGUGGUCUCGAAAACUUUUAUUCUUAUAGAAGCUUUCUAUUACGUGGAGCUACUUUUUCUAAGAAAAAAAAAUCUUCCUUGUAGUUUUUAAGCAUUUCCACCAGAGUGGAAUCCUGUGAAAUGACGUCAGAAGUGUAGAAUGUUUUUUUUUCCUUUUUUUAUAUAUAUAUAUUCUCGGUGUUUUGUAACUUCAGCGACGUUGUCUCAGCAGUUUUCCACCGGCAUAUAUUUAUUACGAAUUAAGUGAAUCCAACAAACAAUGCCAUGGUAAAUAGAGCCAUUUGGCUUACCAAUUUUGAAAUGCAUCUGCGGGAGUGUUACAAUGAUAUUUGCCAAGCUGUCCUUCAAAUGCAAUUAGAAGUAGCUUAAGUAACGCUCCCCAGAUACUUUUCCAUACCUAUAUCUAAUUGCGUAGAAUAGCUUUCAUUUAUGAAUUUUGUACGAUACGUCGGUGCUACGGCGAACCCUCAUCCAGGACCUACUUGCGAGUGGGUGGGUCCUGUCCUCAUCGAUGAGGCGCCGCCGCUGCGACGGCCUGGCGUUAUCAGGCUUCGUAUAGAUCACGAGUGAACUUUGGGAAAGAUGAGAAAGGGGACAAGUUUCGCACUACGAAAAAAGCGUCAUCGCUGUGAGGGGGAGGAAGUGACAGCGGAAACAGCCAUAUAUAAGUGAAUACCGCCCGAAUCGGACGAACUUGAAGUUUUGCAUUGCAAGAGUGACUUUGCCAUAGAAGGUCACUCUUGCAACGCAAAGAAGGAAGAGUGUCCUUGCCAUACAUCAACACAUAAUGGAAAAACUUUUGGGGGAACUUUUUCGGCCUUCAACUGAAGGAUGAAAUUACCGUGAAAAGGUUAAAAGGGCUGAUUUUCUGAUGUCAGGCGUUGCUUCUUUUGGACGAAAAAACCAACUCCGAAACUCAUUCGACUGUAACCGUUUUCCCAGUGGACUUCUUUUAUGUGUGUGUAUGUAUUUGUUAUUUCUCCCGGUAAUAAUAAUCAAUAAGAAGCCAUAUUUUCCCGCUUUCAUCCACCAACAGCACGUCAUUCGCAUACUAUCGUUCAUACUCGUGUCAGAGGGGGUGACACUAGUCCAACAUCUCAUUGCCAUAAACUCCUUGAAUCAAUAAUUCUCUGUAGAUUGUAGCUGGAAUAUUUCCCUGUUUAGGUUAAGGCGGAACAAUAAGUGAUCUUCGUGGAUUGAGUGUUGAAUGUCACCGUACAAAUAUAUAUAAAUAUAUAUAAAAUAUGUCAUCGGUGUUCUCUGUGUAUGACAAUUCUUCCAUUUUCCUUUCUCUCUUCAUACGCAGAGUCUGUUUCCCUGUACGUUACUGCGCAUAUCUGUGACGUAAUUGGCAGGUGGCCAUAAAAGAAAACCAAGAAAACAAAUAAAUUAAGGGUCACUAUGGGAAUUGUUUGCCCACACCCAUUACCUAUCUCUUUCACGACCUUGUGUGAGAGCGGUCCCUGUUAAUCUUCAGGUACUGGAAGAUAGUUUCCUUGUUCUUCACCCUGGUGGGGUCAAAUACUGACUGAUGACUUUUUUUACCUGAACCUCAGGCAGAUCAGCCAAGUGACGUCAUGCGCGAGAUUGUCCUUUUUAGGUCAGAAGCGGUCUAACACUGUACUCUAUUAAUCCUGGUAAGAACCUCUCGUGUCCGUGGUCGUAUCUUGUAUACCUAAGGCAAAGAAAUGUUCAUCAGCGGUGUCUUCUAAUGUGUUUCCCUAUUUUAAUGAUAUUCUCUCUGUUCCUUGUAAAAUAAAGUUAAAAAAUUCU
This is a messenger RNA of Macrobrachium nipponense, 6129 nucleotides long. Its product is annotated as QRFP-like peptide receptor. Bases 1316 to 3085 code for a protein of 589 amino acids. The transcript is spliced from 12 exons. The record is from RefSeq and is a predicted model, not a curated record. Gene Ontology annotation, cellular component: plasma membrane. Gene Ontology annotation, biological process: neuropeptide signaling pathway. Gene Ontology annotation, molecular function: neuropeptide receptor activity. NCBI's taxonomy places the organism in Eukaryota, Metazoa, Arthropoda, Malacostraca, Decapoda, Palaemonidae.